AUGAUCGACGAUUUCACUCUCUUCAAUGCAAUCGACAUCGUCCCGGAGAAAGUGCUCCUGGAGAAGAUCACCAUUCUAUCCGAUAAUGAUGAGAACUUUGAUGAUUCCGACGCAGAGAAUUACUCACAUGAUGAGACCUGGAAGGACGAGGCCUAUGCAUUCGAAGAGAGAUACUCUGAUGAGUCCGACUUGGAAGAUGACUCUGAGAAACCAUCCAUCUCAGAGACCAACACUUCCAAUACCAAGAUGGCAGUUCCUCAUUACGCUUUAUGUCAGAAUUGCGAAAAGGAGUUCGAGACUGAUAAGAAUUCCAGCACCGCUUGUCGGUAUCAUCCAAGACGCUCGGAGCCUACAGAUGAGAUGUAUGUGGAUACGUGGGGAGCAGAGCAAUAUGAAUUUGAGAUUGAUUCUGAAGCAAUGAGGGAGGAUUUUCCGGAGAAUUUCGAGUUUACAUGCUGUAGUGCGACCUUGAAGGAUAAUCCACAUGGGUGCGGGGUCGGUUUGCACAUUGAUGGAUCUGCUCAGCGUGAUAAGACGGCGAAGAGGGCUCGUUUAAAUUGA
Penicillium malachiteum is the source of this 561-nucleotide messenger RNA. RefSeq lists its product as uncharacterized. NCBI's taxonomy places the organism in Eukaryota, Fungi, Ascomycota, Eurotiomycetes, Eurotiales, Aspergillaceae. The transcript is spliced from 3 exons. The record is from RefSeq and is a predicted model, not a curated record. Bases 1 to 561 code for a protein of 186 amino acids.